Astyanax mexicanus (Mexican tetra) is the source of this 1012-nucleotide messenger RNA. Its product is annotated as testis-specific serine/threonine-protein kinase 6-like. The transcript is spliced from 2 exons. Gene Ontology annotation, molecular function: ATP binding; protein serine/threonine kinase activity; tau-protein kinase activity. The coding region runs from base 139 to 975 and encodes 278 amino acids. The record is from RefSeq and is a predicted model, not a curated record. Gene Ontology annotation, cellular component: cytoplasm. NCBI's taxonomy places the organism in Eukaryota, Metazoa, Chordata, Actinopteri, Characiformes, Acestrorhamphidae. Gene Ontology annotation, biological process: protein phosphorylation; microtubule cytoskeleton organization; intracellular signal transduction.
GUGAGACGCUUGCUUACAGGUGUAUUUGACGUGUGUAUUUGACGUGUGUAUUUGGCGUGUGUAUUUAACGUAUAUUUCGACCUUGUUUAGAACCACAUCCAUUAGAACAGGUUGUACUCAAUACAGGUCAAGGAAAAAAUGUAUAGAAAUCCAUUGUACAUUGAAGAGGUUCUCAAAAGCUUUGGCUACAGUGUGGUGAGAGACCUUGGAGAAGGAGGCUAUGGCAUGGUUAAACUGGCCACUUCAGAGAGGCACUCCCAACAGGUGGCCAUUAAGAUCAUGGACCGUAGGAAUGAAUCGUCAGAUUUCAAUACCAAAUUGCUUCCCCGGGAACUCGCCAUCUUAAAACGAGCUAGGCACCCCCACAUUAUUGAGGUCCUCGAAUGUUUCGAGAUGCGAGACGGCCUGGUCUUCAUCGUGAUGGAGGCUGCUGAGAUGGAUCUCCGUUCAAAGAUCCUGGAGCUCUAUCCUGGAGUCCCCAUCAACCAGGCCAAAAUUUGGUUCAUGCAGCUCCUCAGCGCGAUGCAGUAUUUGCACCAGCAGAACAUCGUCCACCGUGACCUUAAAUUACUGAAUGUUCUGCUGACGGCUGACGGACAGGUGAAGCUGACCGACUUUGGUUUGGGGCGCUUUUCAAGAGGCUUCCCUUUCCUCAGUCGGUCGUACUGCGGCACUCGCCGUUACGCCGCACCCGAGGUGAACAUAAACAGGCCCUACGACCCUAAAAAGGCAGACGUGUGGAGCCUGGGCGUCAUUUUCUAUGCCAUGGUCACUGGAACCACUCCCUUCAACGAGCAGGAACACUGUUCCCUCACAGACGUUCAGCGUGAACCUCUGAAGUUCCCAGCUGGCGUCAAAGUGAGCGGCCCUUGUCGGGACUUUAUUUCAUAUAUGCUGCGAGUCAAUCCAUUUAUGCGGCCUUCAGUCAAACAAGUGGCGCGGCACCCUUGGCUGCAGUCGAGGGAAGAGGAGUAAGUACACCGCUGUACUGGAAUUUCAGUAUCGAGUAACA